AAAUGAUCGUUGGUAAAAAACUGUCUGUCUGCUGUCCAUGCCAUGCUGCAACCAACCUUCUUGUACAUUAUCGUGCAACUUAUUAUAUCUAUCUAACGCCAGUUUUUCCGUGAAAAAUCUCAUUCCCAGGGAUUCGUUCCCUAUGAUUCCUACCUGGCACCUGCCAUGGCAAUACUGGUUGCAGUAAUCAGGAAAUUAGCUUGAGCGGUUGAACUUGUAUCUUUUCCUAGUCUAUAGCUUCCGCAAAUCCGUCGACAAAUAAAUAUACGAAACAAAAGGCCAAAGGACCCACGUGCGUAACCCCACCCCACUAAACCCCCACCAUUUGUUUCCUCUUCCCCCCUCUCCCCUGUUCUGGGAAAACCCCUCUCCUUCCAUAACCAUAACUCAUAAAAUUCCCAUCUCCCACAUGUCAUCUACUCGAUUUUCUUUAUAGACAGCUUCUUCUUGACUGGAACUCGCAAUCGCCAACCAGCGACCCAGAAGCUUUGUAUCACCAAAUUCGCAGACUUCGCUUCAGCUAGACUAGAAUCAAGUUUAAAGGACAUUGAAAGAAGCUUAAAACUAAAAGAGGAGCUAAAAUUGGCAGCAUGGAUGCACAAGAUUUUUCUGAUACUUCACAACUGAAGCCAUCUGUUGUUUUAACUGGAACAGCGAAGGAAGGUAGUGCUGCACCUCCUAUCGGUCUUGUUGACAUUGGCACAAGUGAGAGUGCCUACCUCUUUCGAGUCGCACUUCCUGGUGUCUGUAAGGAUCAAUCAGGUAAGGUAAAAUGUGAGAUCCAACGUGAUGGGAGGGUUCAUAUAGAAGGAGUGAUAACUGGUGGAGUUCUGAAAGACACAUCAACUGUAUACCUGAUGAGAGUCCAGGAACUAUGCCCACCUGGACCAUUCACCGUUUCUUUUAAUCUGCCUGGACCAGUAGAUCCCCGAUUGUCUUCUCCAACUUUCCGGCCUGAUGGCAUCCUGGAAGUGGUAGUUAUGAAAUAUAGAACAUCGCCGCUAGCUGGCACGAUCCCACCUCCAUGAACUUUAUGCAAAGAGUUGCAUUCUUUUUGCUUUGGGGAGGAAGACCGUGUGACACACGGAUAUACAUACUGUUGUUUGCAAAAAUCAACUGGUUUAAUUCCGUGUAUCAAAUAUUUAAGGCAUUAUUAUGCAUAUGAAUAUUCACUUUCUUUUAAAUGGAUGCUCAAUUAAGAGCUGAUUGAAUGACUUUGA
This is a messenger RNA of Corylus avellana, 1220 nucleotides long. RefSeq names its product HSP20-like chaperones superfamily protein. Gene Ontology annotation, cellular component: nucleus. NCBI's taxonomy places the organism in Eukaryota, Viridiplantae, Streptophyta, Magnoliopsida, Fagales, Betulaceae. The record is from RefSeq and is a predicted model, not a curated record.